AUGGCUUCUUCAGUCGCUGCGCUUGUUGCCCUGGCCGGUCUGGUCACUGGUGCCACCAUCACCACUACAGAGCCCUCCUUGUCUGAUAUUCGACAAGCUCAGGCGACGACCGUCCCUCUGACCUGGACCUCCAAUAUCACUGGCAAGGCCUACGACCGCUUCUACCAGAUCUGGUUGGAGAACGUGGACUAUGACAACGCUGCCAACGAUACCAACCAGCAGUGGCUGGCCAGCAAGGGCAUCACCUUGACCAAUUACUACGGUACCGGUCAUCCUUCUCAGCCCAACUAUGUUGCUGCUGCCAGUGGAGAUAACUAUGGCAUGGAUAAUGAUGAUUUCCAUGACAUCCCUGCCAAUGUCUCUACCAUCGCCGACCUUCUGAGCACUAAAGGCAUCUCGUGGGGCGAGUACCAGGAGCAUAUGCCCUUCCCCGGCUUCCAGGGAUACAACUUCUCCAACCAGGUGACAUAUGCCAACGAUUACAUGCGUAAGCACAACCCCCUGGUCUCCUUCGACUCGAUCAGCAGCAACGACACUGCUCUGCGCCUAAUCAAAAACUUCACGACCUUCUACGACGACCUCGAUAACCACGUCCUCCCGCAAUGGGCCUUCAUCACUCCUAACAUGACCAACGACGCCCAUGAUACCAACAUCACCUUCGGCUCCCAGUGGCUCCGGGGCUUUGUCUCCGAGUUGAUGAACAACACCUAUUUCUGGGACAACACCCUCCUGCUCCUGACCUUUGACGAAACCGAGACCUACGGCGUCCCCUCCAGCGAGGAGUACGCCGAGCGCAACCGCGUCUUCAGCGUUCUUCUCGGCGGCGCUGUCCCCGAGCACCUGGUGGGUACCGAGGACGACACCGUCUACACCCACUACUCGACCAUCGCCACCGCCUCGGCGAACUGGGGGCUCCCCUCGCUCGGCCGCUGGGAUUGCGGCGCCAACAUCAUCCAGUUCGUGGCCGACAAGGUCGGCUACACCAACUGGGAUGUCGACAACACCCACCUCUUCCUGAACGUCUCCCUGCCCGGCCCCCUCUCCGAGGCCGACUACUCCCAGUACCGGCCCACCUGGCCCAUCCCCGCCACCAACGCCUCCUGCUCGGCGGGCUACGGGGUUCUUCCGGCCGUCGUGGACGCGUACCAGGGUCAGGAGCCCACCUACAACUACACCUCGCCGUUCCCCUAUGAUGCGCCGUACGGAUUGAAUGUGGGGACGUCGUACUCGCGGAACGGAACGACUUAUGUCUCGGGCGUGAAUGCGACCGGGGUAAUCGGCGAUGACUCCGUUUCGAACUCCACCUCCUCUUCUGCUUCUGCUUCUUCUUCGGGGGCUUUUACGGGUGCGGCUGUCCCGGAGAUGAGAGCUUCGGGGGCGGCCUCGGUCGCUGUGGCUGGCUUGGUGGCGCUUUUCGGCUUGAUGUAA
Molecule: messenger RNA, 1428 nt
Organism: Aspergillus japonicus CBS 114.51
Lineage: Eukaryota; Fungi; Ascomycota; Eurotiomycetes; Eurotiales; Aspergillaceae
Product: phosphoesterase-domain-containing protein
Exons: 4
Coding region: 1-1428 (475 amino acids)
Biological process (GO): phospholipid catabolic process
Molecular function (GO): hydrolase activity, acting on ester bonds
Source: RefSeq, a predicted model, not a curated record